Molecule: messenger RNA, 8275 nt
Organism: Osmia lignaria (orchard mason bee)
Lineage: Eukaryota; Metazoa; Arthropoda; Insecta; Hymenoptera; Megachilidae
Gene: DCX-EMAP
Product: Doublecortin-domain-containing echinoderm-microtubule-associated protein
Biological process (GO): intracellular signal transduction; microtubule cytoskeleton organization
Cellular component (GO): mitotic spindle
Molecular function (GO): microtubule binding
Source: RefSeq, a predicted model, not a curated record
AUGAUCGCCGCUGAAAAUCAGUCGAGUUUGCGUGCCGGCUCCAGGCUGGGGCAGUACGAGGAGGUAGCGGGUGACGGAAGCGUGGGUGGUGGCAACGAGGCUGGUGGAACCGCAACCACUACCUCGGAGCCAGGUGUAAUGCAAAAGGAGGAGCAAGAGGUGGCGCAAAACGAGAACUCUUCGAAAGAACCGAACGCAGUAACAGUAACUACACCUAGCGGCGUCGCGACGACGGCGUCCACGGUGACCACGACACCCGCGACCACGUCGACCACGAUGCCAGGUGGAGGCGCUCGCAGCGAUGACGAGGAUGAGGAGGAGGAGGAGGCCGAAGAAGAAGAGGAAGACGUGGAGGAAGAAGAGGACGUGGAAGUGGAGGGUGGAGCGGCGCAGGAGGCGGUCGGCGGAGGUGUUCUGACGAACGAGGGUGGGGGUGGAGGCGGCAUGGCCGGCUUCUGGAGGCAGAGUAGACCCUCCAGUCCCCGCAUGCCGCCUCCGGAGCAGCCGGAGCACAGGCCUAAGAGCCGACACGAGCCGGCGCCCGCGAGAUACAACAACCUCGGUUACUGGAGGGCCAGAAGGGUGACAUUCUACAAAAAUGGCGACCCGUAUUUCCCUGGAAUCGAGUUCAGGUUUAAGCCAGGAAGGGACAUCGGUUCCUUGGAGGCGCUCCUGGAUAGAUUGUCCCUUCGAAUGGACCUGCCAAGAGGAGCAAGGCACAUCUUCUCGAUGGACGGAGACAGAAAGAUCACCCUGGACGAACUUGAAGACGGUGCCUCGUACGUUGUAUCCAGCUACAAAACGUUCAAGCCGGCCAGCUAUGGAAAGAAGAAUAACACCUGGUACACGAGCCCCACUGGCGCGGGUAGCAGAGGUGGAGCGGGCGUCGGAGGUGGUGUUGGAGGUUGGCAAAGUAGACCACCGGCGGUGGCGAGCCUCAGCAGGAAAGCUUCAAUCACCGACGAAGCACCACCUCCUGGUGGUGGAAAGCCUUCCUCGGGACGUGUCAUACGUAUCGUUAACAAUCACGAUCACACCGUACAGUGUAGAGUCUUGUUGAACCUACGCACUUCUCAACCAUUCGAGGAGGUGUUGGAGGAUCUUGGACAAGUAUUGAAGAUGAAUGGGGCCAAAAGGAUGUUCACAGUUUCGGGUCAAGAGGUAAGAAGCUUCUCGCAGCUGAGGAACGAAUUCGCAGACGUGGACACGUUCUACUUGGGCACUGGAUCCGGGAUAGGUAUGGCCGGUGCGGUGACUGCAUCUCCAGCAAGAAGAUCCAGGUCGAGAGGACCGCCCACGGUGGUCGAAGACAUUGGUCGUCAACGACGAGCUCGCAGCAAAAGCAGACCUCGUGCUUUGUACGCCCCUGAUUCAGACGUCGUCCGAGUAAACGAUUACAGCGUGGUAGAAGUGUUAAGGGACGAACCUGCCAGAGUGACGAUCAGAGGAUUAAGAAGAUCCUUUUAUCCACCUUCUCAUUUACCACCGGUGGACAAUUCACCGCCGGAUAAGAAACUGCAGCUCGAAUGGGUUUACGGAUAUCGGGGCACCGAUACCCGAAGAAAUCUCUGGGUAUUGCCCAGUGGCGAGCUCUUGUACUACGUCGCUGCCGUGGCUGUUCUCUUCGACAGAGAAGAAAAUGCACAACGGCAUUACGUGGGCCACACCGAAGACAUUACCUGCAUGGAGGUUCACCCAAGCAGAGAGCUCGUGGCAUCCGGGCAAAAAGCUGGUAGACACAGAAAAGCGCAACCACACGUUCGCAUAUGGUCAACAGAGACCUUGCUCACUCUGUAUGUGUUCGGAAUGACUGAGUUCCAGAUGGGAGUCUCCGCCUUGGCAUUUUCGCAGCUGAACGGUGGAAGUUACGUGCUGGCAGUAGAUGCCGGUAGAGAGGCAAUACUCUCGGUAUGGCAAUGGCAAUGGGGUCAUUUAUUGGGUAAAGUGGCGACUAUGCAGGAAGAUCUCACAGGGGCUGCCUUCCACCCCCUCGACGAUAAUCUACUUAUAACGCACGGUCGGGGUCAUCUGACAUUCUGGAACCGACGAAAAGAUGGUUUCUUCGAGAGGACAGACAUAAUCAAACCCCCUUCUCGUACGCACGUGACGAGCAUCCAGUUCGAGCAAGACGGGGAUGUCGUCACGGCGGAUAGCGACGGUUUCAUCACCGUCUACUCGGUGGAUGCUGAUGGAGCGUACUUUGUACGAAUGGAAUUCGAAGCGCAUAAUAAAGGCAUCAGUUCUUUGGUGAUGCUAUCAGAAGGAACGUUGCUCUCCGGAGGAGAGAAAGAUCGCAAGAUAGCCGCGUGGGAUUCUCUUCAGAAUUAUAAACGAAUAACCGACACGAAGUUGCCAGAAGCAGUAGGAGGAGUUCGUAGCAUUUACCCUCAGCGACCGGGAAGGAACGAUGGAAACAUAUACGUAGGAACCACCAGGAACAAUAUACUGGAGGGUUCUCUUCAGAGAAGGUUCAAUCAGGUGGUGUUUGGCCAUGGUAGACAGUUGUGGGGACUUGCGGUACAUCCUGACGACGAGGUGUUCGCCACAGCAGGCCACGACAAGAAUAUUGCUCUCUGGCGAAGACACAAAUUGUUAUGGACAACGCAGGUCGGUUUCGAAUGUAUCUGCAUCGCUUUUCAUCCUUUUGGAGUGGCACUAGCUGCUGGCUCAUCCGAGGGUCAUCUUCUGGUUUUGGCAGCAGACACCGGUGCGGCUGUAGCUACCCUUAGAGUUUGUGGUUCACCUUUAUCAUGCAUUGGCUACAAUCCAACUGGAGAAAUCGUGGCGAUGGGUUCUCAGAACGGUAGCGUCUAUCUCUUCAGAGUAUCUAGAGACGGAUUCUCCUACAAGAAGAGCAACAAAAUACGUGGAACGCAACCGUUAGUGCAGCUCGACUGGAGUUCUGACAGCAGAUUUCUUCAGACGGUCACGCAGGACUACGACCUAGUGUUCUGGGACGUGAAAGCGUUGUCAUCAGAGAAGAGUCCGCUAGUCAUGAAGGAUGUAAAAUGGUACACUCAUAAUUGCAUGGUUGGCUACAUGGUGUCUGGAAUGUGGAAUAAUCGUUAUUAUCCAUUAACCACGGUUCUGACUACAUCCAGUAGAUCGGCUGCUCAUGAUAUGCUGGUCAGCGGCGAUGCAGAAGGCUACCUGAGACUGUUCAGAUACCCGUGCACCAGUGCGAAGGCUGAGUACGUUGAGGAAAAAGUGUACAGUUCCUUGGUGGCCUGUGCCAGGUUCCUUUACAACGAUCAGAACGUGGUCACUGUCGGUGGAACUGAUGCUGCGCUAAUGCUAUGGGAACUCGUUGACGAGUAGACAGAAGAUUUGCCAUAGAUUUUCUCGAUAUUUUUCCAUUUUACCCAAGGUCUAGCUCCGGACCGUUUGCCCGUUUAAUCUCGAAGAGAUUCCGACGAUUUACUUUGUCAUUGAACUUUUUUUAAUACCAAACGCAGGGAACGUUUAUCAUUUUAUACUGGAUAUACUGUUCAAUAAUCCGGUAUUUGUUCAUCGACGAAAGGACCCUGAGAGAAAACAUUGUAGCGAUUUUUACGAUUCGAUUUGAUUCGGUUACUUUUGGUGCAGGAAUCUGUGGAAGAUUUAUUAGCGACUAUAAUGUCGGUUCAUUGUCAUCCUACUUUCACGAUUCCUUUUAUCGGGAGCCAUAAAUGCUUGUCGCUGAUAAAACCGAGUCGAAAAGUAAUCACCGCUAGAAAAUUGUUGUACCCUUACACCCGUGUCAGUGAAUCGUUUCAAGGACGAAUACAACACAUUUUUAACGUUUUAAAUACCAGUUUCGUACCGUAACGAUGCGAUCGGUAUCGCUCCCUCCAACCCUGAAGGUUGUCGCAUAUAAAAUGCAAUCUUUUUCGAGCACGUUUUGAUUAAUGAACAUUAUUUUUAACGAGGAUACAGCUGACGAAGGUUCUAUGAAUAAAUCAGUCAUUUCAUAUGCAACAACUUAAUAGUUUCAUACUAAUCAGGGCGAUCACUGCUUUCGACGAAGGAAAGAUAUGAUCCGGUUAAUGAAGAUCGCAGGGAAACAUUUAUGACUAUUAUGAAACUGUGGAACUUUAGCCAUAGAAAUGAGCGCGCAGUGCAAAGAUCUAUCUUCCCUUCUAUCGAUUGUUUUGUCAUUAUUGUCGCUAUAAUUUCUUGUACAGUCGCGUGCAGUAGUGCGCUUUCUUUUUGGGAUAAGAGGCAGUGUAACUUCCUACAUCUCAUCGGUUUCACCGUUUACAUUGAAAUAUUCAGAAAUUUAGUAAGAUUUGGCUAAUCUAAUUCCCGUUCCUAAUUCCCAUAGCCGAGAUUUCAUAUUCUCCUCGACUUCCAAAAUGUACAGAAACCCCCGAGCCUUCCCCCUCCCAUGAGAAGGUAUCUUUGCACGCGACUGUCCAUGUUUAGCGAUAACCAACGGCGUACGAUAAACGUUAUCACGCUAUAACGAUGCAGUACACAUUAAAGGCGUAAUGAAAACGAUACACGUAGACACAUUAUUAAAUGUGUACUCGUAGAAAUAAUUAAAAUAAAAUGAAACAAUGUGCGCACGUUCGGGAGCGUGCUAUCGGGGUGCUGGCGCCCCUUUGUAGAUGAUAAGUAACAUAGAUUUAAAAUGAAAACCAAGAGGACGAGAAAUGUUUCCAAUUAACACGCACUCUUGUACGGGAACCGACGAGGUCGACUUGUUCUUUCUUCAUUGUUUCGAAGAUUUUUAGAGAUAAUACGUAUAAUGCUGUUGCGGGUCAACGCGCAUUCCUCUCUCUCCGUCGAUCCUUCCCUUGUUUCACACUGAUAAUUUCUAGAAGAAAAAGAAAAAAAACAUAGAGAUUAUACAGAAAGUUUCAACGAUAUUAUAAAUAUCUAUAUAUACGUAUAUAAUACAUAUACAUAUAGCAAGUAGAUGCAAAUGAUAACACGAGGAUCUCUAACAUGUUUAGCAAAACUACACACGGGAUCGUCACUGCCAUGGCAUCGAGUUCAAAAUUUGUUUCAUAGUCUGUGGGAUGUGUUAGAAAAUUAAUUUCUUAUCAAGUUUUGGAACGACAUGAAGCAAAUUUAGUAAAAUAAUACUUAAGCUAUCUAUGUUAAAUAAUAAUAAUAAAAAAUAAUUUUAAAAAAACAAAAAAAAAAGACAUUACUUUAUAGGAUACAAUUUUUGUAAACAUCUGUAGAUGGUAAAUGGAUCCGUAUCUUAUGAAGCAUCAUCUAAAAUAUAUCUAGUACACCAUAAUCGCAGGCAGAAGUAAAUUUUGGUGUUCGAUGCGCCCUGAAACAAAAACGAGAAAGGAUUCAAACGAUCCCACGAAUGUUUAGCAUGGAAAAAUCAGUGUAGAAAGGCUAUCUUAAUACAAUAAAUUCUGCACGUUAGAUAAACGAUGAUGUAUUAUUAUAAAUAUUAAUGAUUCAAAGACAAAGGAUACCCAUCUGGUGACUCAAAGCGAUUCUUUAUUAUUAAUCUGAUAUCUUACACUAUGAGUGUUCCUGGUAAGCGUCUAAGUGGUUCAUUUUGUUUCUCAUCAUCUCAAACACAACAUGGAAAAGUGAUUGCGCCCGGUUUUUAUUUUUGUGCUGAUUUAUUGUCGCAUCGCUCUUCAACGGUCACGUUUCCCUUCUCCUCGAACAUUUCUAGGCUCUUUUUUAACAUAUUACACAGAAACGAUCGAGGACAAUGUUGGAACAAAUUCUUGCUCGAAAUUUUCAUGCGCAGAAGUAUAAAGAAACAGUGUUUGAUCGCAGGGACAAAAAGAACAUUCGGGACAAGUGAUAAAAAAUAAACGUUAUCAUUAAUUGUGCACAUUGGUAAGUUGGUCACGGUUACAUCUAAAGAAAAACCAAUUAACUCAAAGCGUCAAAGACGAAACAAUUUUCUUAUCGCGUUCUUCUUUUUUUUUUUUUCUCUUAGCCAAGUUUCGCUUCGUAACGAUUUAUCAAUUGUUUCGUCAGCGUUCAAGUAACGGUACAAAACACUAAUCAAAAGAUACGCAUAGAUAAUGAGCGCAUGAAACAUUUCAAUCGAACAGAAAUGUUGUUUCAGAGCGUGCGAGAAAGUUCACCGGAUCAAGAACAACGUUCUUCGGUUUCUUUUUUUCUUUUCUUCUCUUCGUUUUCUUUCGCUCGAGUAAGAAGUGACAUUUUGCGUAAGAAUAACUCCAUUCUUCCUCGAUGAUCAUACGGACUAGAUUUAAAUUAGAAGGAGGAAAGCCGCCUGACCAUGCACGUGUGCUUGGAAGCUUUCGUCACUUUUCCUUUCUUUUUCACCUAUCAUUGCCGAGGAACUUUUCUUUCCUUAUUCUUUUGUACAUUGAAAAAUCCUCGGUGUACGUGUGUGUUUUGUUGUGUGUCAACUUACGUGUAACGAGUGACGCUCAACGAUAAUAAUAAUACUUUCGUCUACUCCGAUCGGUCCGUGUUCUAUCAACAAAUUCGAAGAUCUCGGCAUUAUAUAAAUAAAUAACAAUUAUAUGAAACAAUACUUCUCUAAAAUUACAGAAAUUUACAAGUCCUACAGUCUCUAAGGUUUCCCAAUCGACGUUUACAUUUUCCCGCCACGUUUCCUUUCUUUCUAUCUCUGAUGCUGAUCCACUCUCAUCUCCACUCAUACGCUUUUUCGUUCUUUCUUUCUUUCUUUCUUUCUUUCUCUGUAUAAUACGAUGGAAUUAUUUGAAGAUUCUUGGAAAGGGCCAACUUUGGUGAACAAUUGAAAUGGUUCUUGAAAUCCUUCUGACGGGUGUGGGGUAAUAAAUAGCACCACGUCGCAUUUAGAAAAUCCGACUUCGGAAGAUAAUAAAUACUGCGUGAAAUUGUCAGGCCGAAAUUCAAUACUCCGAUAUAAUUCUUACGUAUCCAUUUCUGAAACACAACACUGGAUACGUCUCUACACAUUUCUCUCUCGCACACUCUUUUCCUGCAACCAAAAGUAAACGAACGUAAACAAAAGUAGUAAAUUAAAAAAAAAAAAAAAGAAUUAAUAGGUUUUGUAGAUUGUUAACACGUUGACUGGCAUAGUUGAAGUAGCCAUUAUUACACUGAGGGCACUUAUCAGCUAUCAUUAUUAUAAAAAAUUCAUUUGGUUCCUUUUUAUUAAUGCUAUCACAUUAUUUUAAAAUACUAUCUGUAUCUAUUCCCAAUUACUAAUUAGUCGUUUUAAUAGUGCUGAGAAUUUCCCCUCUAUUUCACACCAUGGCAAUCAACGUGUUAAGAUAUUGUCUUUUGACUUCGAAGAACACUGUCCGCAGUUCCAAAGUAAACAUUCAACAAUAAAGAAGCAGACAAUGUUCCUACCAAUCUAUCGAUACAAUUAAUAUAAUAUUAUUAAUAAUAAUAAUAAUAAUAAUAAUAUUCAUAAUCCUCAUUUCUUCCUCUCAUUCUCUCUCAUUCUGUUCUAGCAUAAGUUUCGAAGAGAAACUGUCGGUGCUAAUUGUCCUGUUUUAUUUGUUCUCUUUGUACAAAGGUAAAACACGAAGCAUCGAACAGUUUUGUGUCCCGAAACACAACCUGUACGUGUCUUUUCACCACACAUUCUUCUUUCUGUUUCUUUGCCAUUUCGUGUGUUCCUUUCUUUUUUUUUUUACAGCAUCGUCGAAAGACAUUGUAAAGUCAGUCUUUGGUCGACUAACCCGCUAGAAUGUUUGAAAACGUGCUCAGAUAAUACAGCAGAAUGCAAAACGCUUUUAUUUAGGCACGUACUUAGAAUUUGUUUCGUCCAUCCACCGUCGUACACGUUCGCUUCGCUCCUUCGUUUCUUGUCUCUGCAAGCGUUCAGGCACAGUUCACAUAUACACGUUAUCACAUUCGUACAAAUCUAUUAUACGUAAAGCGAUACAAUUUCUGUUGUGUACAGUGCUUUUAUUUAUUAUUUUUCAUUUAUCAUCCUUCUUGAGUCUCUUUAAAUAAUACGCUUGCCAGUCUCCCUUCGUAUUCGAGAUUGAAUUUCAGACGCGCCGAUGCUAAUUACAAUACACUGAAACUCUCACCAGGUAUCUCUACAAAGAACUCGAAUUAGAAAUGUUUAGAAAAAAAAAGGAAAAGCAAAAUGUAAAGAAAAGAUAAAACACGAAUGGAAAUCGAGCAAUGGGACUACACGCUAAUGAUUAUUGAAAUCUAAAAACGAAUUAGCAGUCUAUUCAUCUUAUUUGUCUAAAUUGCUGUGUUGCAUCGAUACCGCGAACAACCAUGUAAUUGCUGCUGAGAUUUCUAAACGAUUCUGCUUGGAAUAGUGGAAAGACAACCAAUUCCGUUCAAUGUCCUUCUUCAAGAUGUUAAGAAAAAAAAAAAA